UCUUUGCUGCAGGCGGGCGGGCGGGCGAGGGGGCACAGCCUGUCUCGUCUCCCCCCAGGGCAGCCUGUCGCUGGGCCCCGGGAUCUGCGGAGCUCCCGUAGAACCAGCCCCGAGGAAGGCCCGGGAGGGCUGCAAUGGGGGGCCCCCGCAAUGCCACCGCUCCCCCCCCCACUCCAUCCUCUUGGACUGACACUCCUGGCACGCACUGGCAAGCCCCAGGCCCCGAAGAGGACUGCUGAGCCCCUCCCGGGCACUGGCCACCGAUGCCCCCUUCGCAGCCAGCCGGCGGACAGGACUGUGGAGCCCGCCCAGCACUCUGGGUGAAGCGCAGCACCUUCCUCCUGGCCCAAGCGGAGCUGCCGCCCGACCGGCCCCCCCGGCCCACAGCAGAGGCCAGCUGCUGACAGGAGAGCAGGCCACGGCAGAGCUGACCACGGGGAGGGAGGGGGCCCUGCGCCUGCCAGCCUCCCCCUCUGCACACACGGAGGAGCGUCCCUGCUGCUGCGCCCUGAAGCCCGGGAUCCUCUGAGCCCAGCCCGACGCUUCUGGGCCGCUGGCCAUGGGCAACUCGGGGGGCAGGCCCAGCUGCCUGGGGGUCAAGAACCAGAAACCAGAGGACUUCCUGAAGGAUUCGUACCUGAAGGACCUGGGCCUGGACUCUGGGCCCCCCCGCGGGAGGAGGAACAACGUGGAAGGGGGCUAUGCAGGGCCCCCGGAAAAAGCCCCCCUCAGCCCAGUGGUGAUCGAGAACGGCUGGCCCCUUGCCCAGCAGAGCAGCCCCCUCCCCAAGCAGGACAACCGGGACGUCAAGGUGCAGAACAGGAGCCUGAGUUGCAACCCGCUGAAGGCCCAGCUCGAGGCUGCCUGGAGCCCCCCUGGGGGCCUUCUCCAGAGGAGGGGGGCGGGGGCCAGCUGGGCCUGGAAGCCCCUCGAGGUGACGGAGGUGACGGAAGUGACGGAGACCGUUGUGACGGAGAUUGUGGAGGUGACCGAAUACCCCGGUGGGGACAAGAGCCAAGAGCCGGUGGUCACCAGGACGGUGAAGGUGCUGACGGAGGUGGCGGGAGCCCUGCCAGAGGCCUUCCUGGGAGAGCAGAGGAGCCCCGAGCAGGCCCAGGAGACCCUGGGGAAGCUGCUCAGUUGGGUGAGGGACAUGGAGGAUGUGGUGGCCGGCCAGAAGGGCCCUUCUUCGGAAGCGAAGGUGGUGAAGGCCCAGCUGCAGGAGCAGAAGCUCUUCAAGCGACUCCUGGAAGAGCGCCGAGCCCAUGUGGAGCAGCUGCUGCAGGCCGGGCAGGCGCCCCUCGAGUCCGCCGGCAGGACUGAUGGCCACGAACGGAGCGGGGGCCUCACCAACCUCCAGGAGAAGUGGGCUGCCUUAAUGAGGGGGGCAGAAGCCAGGCACAGCUGCUUGGAGCAGAUCCUUCCUGCUGCUCAGACGUUCCAGCAGUCCGCGGACGCCUUCCAGGACUGGCUGAGCACCACUGAGCGCCAGCUGGCCCAGCUGUGGCACGCCAACGGGAGCCUCGUCCAGGUGCAAGACUCAUGCCAGCAGAUCCAGGAUCUGAGCAAGGACAUUCAAACCAAGCCGGAAGAACUGGAAGGGGUCCUCGGGCACGGGCAGCAGCUGCUGGGGAUGGUCUCAGGUGAGGAGGCCCAGCUUGCCCAAGAGAAGAUGGACUCCCUGCGAAUGCGGUUCCUGAUCACCCGACAGAGCAGCUCUGACAUCUUGCGCCGGCUGGAGCAGACCUUGGAGGCCUCUUCGCGGCUGGGGCCCACCCAGGAGGACCUGGCCCUGUGGCUGAGUCGCAUGGAACGGGAGCUGCCCCCCCAGGGCCCCGUCUCUGCUGCAGACACAGAGAAGUUCGAGCAGGCCCUGGGAUCCGCACUGGCCCACGUGGCCCACCUCGGCAAGCGUUUGGAAGAGCUGAGCCACGUCCACCUCGAUGCUCCUGUCCUCCAGUCGCAGAUCGCCGAUCAGAAGCUCCUGUCAGCAGAAAUCCUGCACCACCGUGGCCUGGUGGAACGGCUCGUGGCUCUCUCUGACCUCCUGCUCAGUUUCUGCUCUCCAGCUGUGCAGCAGCGGCUCCAGCCAUUGGUGCAGCCUCUGCAAGAACAGGCAGAGCAUCUCUUGCGUCAGAGCUCAGCAUGCACCAUGCGGCUGGAGCAUGCCCAGUUGCUGCUGGCCCAGUAUACAGAGACCCAGGAGGAGCUCUUCCCGUGGCUGGAGGAGAUGCAGCGCGCACUGGGGGGCUUCUCUCUGGAUCCCAUCAGCUGCGACACCCUCAAGGACCAGCAGGAGCUGCUGCAGAGUCUUCGGGAAGCCGUUGCUGAGCACAAGCCCCUGAUGACCAAGCUGCAGCGGGUGCUGGGGCAGCUGGCUGGGCUCUGCCCGCAAGAGACCGUCCCCUUCCAGCAGGACUGGCAGACGGCAGAGGAGCGGUACGGGGGCAUCCGAGAGCGUGUCCUUCAGGCCGCGGCCGUUUUGGAAGAUGUCCUCCCCCGCUACAGCCAGCUGUCGGAGCGCCUGGAGCUGAUCGCAGAGAGCCUGGAGGAGCUGCGUGGCCACCUGCAGAACCCGCCUGCCGGGCCGGGGGACUCCGCUUGGCUGCGGGAGCAAGUGAGGGAGAACGGCCUCCGGAUGGCUGAACUGGAGAAGCUCGGCGUGGCUCUGGAGACCCUCCGCGGGCAGGGGGCCCAGCUGCUGGUCACUCUGCAGGCUGGUGCAAACGAAGGGAUCCAGGCCCGCUUGGGGCAGCUGCGGGGCCAGUGGGAAGGGCUGUGGCAGCAGGCAGAGGAGCGAGAGAGCCGGCUGCAGGGUCUGCUGGCGCUGGCCGACCGCUUCUGGCACUGGCUGGCUGACCUCAGGGCCACUCUCGGGGACACCCGGCAGGCGGUGCUGGAUCUGGCCAAAGUCUCCUCGGACCCCAAGGCCAUUCAGGCCGGGCUCGGGACCUUGCAGGUGCUGCGAGAAGAGAUUGACGCCCUCCAGGCUGACCUGGACUCCUUGGGGGCCUUGGGCGUGGAGCUCAUGUCCUCGUGCGGAGACCUGGACAAGCCGGACGUCACCAAGAGCCUGGACGAUCUCUACGCCUCGUGGAACAGCCUCAGCAGGACGUGGGCAGAGCAGCAGAGUCACCUGGAGGAGCACCUGCGGGCCUCCCUCCUCGCCCAGGAGACACUGGAGAGAAUUUUGAGCUGGAUGGAGACAGCUGAGCUGCUUGGAUGUGAAGAGGAGUUCCUGAGCCGAGGAGAGCCGGGUGUGUAAGCAACAGCUCCCUAGGGUGAUGAAAGGACUUCAAGCGAGAGCUGUACCAGUGCCGGGUGGACAUAGAGAGCCUGCGGCACUGGGGGCGGCCUGGGGGGGCUGCCAGUAGGCCCCCCCCAGAUGCCCUCGGUGGCUUGGAGGAG
Messenger RNA from Sphaerodactylus townsendi, 3408 nucleotides. RefSeq names its product microtubule-actin cross-linking factor 1, isoforms 1/2/3/5-like. The record is from RefSeq and is a predicted model, not a curated record. Gene Ontology annotation, cellular component: plasma membrane. The transcript has 17 exons. NCBI's taxonomy places the organism in Eukaryota, Metazoa, Chordata, Lepidosauria, Squamata, Sphaerodactylidae. Gene Ontology annotation, molecular function: protein binding. Gene Ontology annotation, biological process: synaptic signaling. The coding region runs from base 560 to 3265 and encodes 901 amino acids.